UCUUUUGCAUGACGUGAUCUGAUUAAAGGAAGCGUGAACGGGAUAUGGCGUCAGUAGUAGAAAAGCUGAAGUCGGCAGCAGUGAAGUUGCGCCUCUACAUACCGUGGCUCUACCUCACUCGCUACCCUUUUCUAUACGCACUCUCCCUUCUCAUGUUCUUAUCAGAGUACUCCGAAAAUAAAAAAAACCGGGAGUAUCAGGUUUCUACUGCAAUAAUAUACGUGCAUCUAGCAAUUGUCAUCACUUGCACGACAUUCUUAAUCUUCCAGUACAAGCCACGCCUCUUUUCACUCAUUCUGGCAGUGGAACAACCUCUGGCUAACUACUUCCUCUUCUCUGUGGCUGCCCAACCGCCCGAAUGGCAAAAGUUGCACUAUGGUGGUAGAAUAGUGCUGCAGUUUGCCUCUUUUCUCCUCAUGUCAUCAGGCUAUGCCAACUACCCCGCCAGAAGGAGCAUUCACCCCAAAGUCAGACACGUAGCAGUGUGUUGUCACGGAAUGUACUUGGUAUCUGUGACAUUCUUGGUGUUUAAUGAACCGACUUUAAGAAGUGCCUUGAUACAUCUUUUCGGAGAAGAACACGGAGACGUGUGCAGUACAAUGCUGGGUCUGUUCAUCGGCGCAGCUGCCGCUUUCUACCUCUCGGGACACCCUUCCAAACUGCUUUCAACAGUGACCCUAGCUCUUCUCAUUCCAUACUACAUCGUGUCCUGGAACAUACCAUACUGGCAGAGACAUCAUAAAACCCAGUAUUGGUACUGCAUCCGAAACAUUUUAGACGACUCCUGUUUUCUAUCUUGUCUUUCUUUCUAUAUGUUCAUGUUUCGAUAAUCUCAUCUCUUAAUUUUUGGAUCAACCGCGAUUGGCUUGUUGUUAGCUGCAAUUGGUUUUUAAACACUGAUUUCAACAGUAUUCAGUUGAGCUGAUUACCUGUGAGCAUAUCUGAUUACCUUUGAAAGAUUUCGAAGCUUUUGAACUGAUUUUGAAGUUCCGAGGCCUCAGAGUUUUCUUUAGAUUUAAAAGAGAAAAAGACAACCCAUUGGCUAGCAUGGUUUCUGAAUUAUUUCAAACUUCCCAGUCAUGACUGGUUUAAUUUGAAAAUUGAAGUCUUCAUCCUGAGAGUAUUUAA
Messenger RNA from Symsagittifera roscoffensis, 1128 nucleotides. RefSeq names its product transmembrane protein 101-like. The transcript has 4 exons. Bases 45 to 830 code for a protein of 261 amino acids. Gene Ontology annotation, biological process: positive regulation of canonical NF-kappaB signal transduction. NCBI's taxonomy places the organism in Eukaryota, Metazoa, Xenacoelomorpha, Acoela, Convolutidae. The record is from RefSeq and is a predicted model, not a curated record.